AUGACCAAGAGAGGUCAUCGUGCAAGGAUUCACAAGCAACAUCUUUCUACAUCAUCUUCUUUCACACCUUGUGGCUUUUUCAGACUCGUACUUCAGUAUCGACAACGAUACAUCGACAACAUGGAAGCCGUUUUGCAGCAAGCUAUCAACGCUAUCUUGAAGCGUAGCAACCUUGAUGUCCUCUUGAUCCGUAUUAGCACUGUAACUGAGGACUCUUUCCAUGUCACUUUCGAGGCUCGAGCCUCCAACACCGGACCGGCGAAAGCUACUAUCUCACCUAUGACCCUCGAACUCUGCGGACCAGCCGGUACUUUCGGCACUAUCGCUCUCCCUGAGAUCACCACCGCCCAUGGCGGAGCAUACAUUCUGGUUGAAAACCAGCUAAUCGAGAUAACCAACAAAGCCGCGCUGCAAGCUUUCAUCAGCACCGUAAUCAGCAACCCAAGCAUCCCGCUCUCGCUCAAGAACGGACAAACCUCCAUCUCCAUCUCCUCCUUCGGCAUCAAGCCGCGCUCCAUCAUGUAUCAACAAGACAUCACGAUCCCGGGCCUCAACGGCCCCGAGAUCUUCGUCAAGUCCGCAUCCAACACCAACCCGAACCUACUCCCCAGUAGCACUCUUACUAGUACUGGCUCUAGUAGCAGCCCACCCCAGACUCUAGAUCCCGACCAAACACCGCUAAGCGUAACCUUCCACAUCCCGAACCCCAGCCCCGUCAGCAUAAGCUUCGGGCUCUGCGAAUUCGCCAUCCUAAACACCAACAACGAAGUCUUCGCCCAACUAAAAGGCCGUCUAGACAUCAAGCCCUCGCACUUCGACGCCGCAUUCCAGGGGACCGCGGACAAGCGCGUGGCGCUUCUACCCAAUCCCGGCGCGGGCGCAGGAGCCGAUGUACAAGCUCGUUUGGUGGGGAAGCGAUGUGGUGGAGCAGGAUGGUGCGAUUUGGCGAUCAAGGAGAUCGAUGUGCCGAUUAGAGAUGCUUGGAAGUUGUUACAGGCACUCGGACGUGCGUACCAUGAGCCGAGAGUUGAGCCCCAGGUUUUCCGUUGGAGAGGCGUUUGGUUUAAGAAGGAUAGCUGGAUUUAGGGGAGGAGAGGGGAGGAAAAGGAAUACCUACCUAGGUUGUUACUUAGGUAGGGCAUGUUUUCGGGCGCAGGAAUAGGGAAAAUGGACAAAAACCGGCGUGAUAGAGGUAAACGCA
Molecule: messenger RNA, 1201 nt
Organism: Hypoxylon trugodes
Lineage: Eukaryota; Fungi; Ascomycota; Sordariomycetes; Xylariales; Hypoxylaceae
Exons: 2
Coding region: 1-1086 (361 amino acids)
Source: RefSeq, a predicted model, not a curated record